Dromiciops gliroides (monito del monte) is the source of this 4087-nucleotide messenger RNA. RefSeq names its product tyrosine kinase with immunoglobulin like and EGF like domains 1 (gene TIE1). Gene Ontology annotation, molecular function: protein binding; transmembrane receptor protein tyrosine kinase activity; ATP binding. Gene Ontology annotation, cellular component: signaling receptor complex. Bases 428 to 3838 code for a protein of 1136 amino acids. The record is from RefSeq and is a predicted model, not a curated record. Lineage: Eukaryota; Metazoa; Chordata; Mammalia; Microbiotheria; Microbiotheriidae. The transcript has 23 exons. Gene Ontology annotation, biological process: protein phosphorylation; positive regulation of kinase activity; multicellular organism development.
GGAAGGGAACCCCAGGUCCUGAGCUUCCUGACCCUCCCUCCACAGCUUCCCCUCCUCCCUCCCCUUCAUACUCGGCUCCCCACCCCCCCCAGCUGCCUCAUUUCCUCCUGGGGCCCCGUUAGGAGAACCGACACACCAAUCCAGACACCAGCAUCAGUACACAUACACACUAACCUACCAACACUGAUGGAGACACACACAUUGCUGGGUGGAGACACCCGCUAACACAGAUACACACCACUUUAUGCUCACACAUACACUCUAACCAGUCCACACUGAUGGGUAGAAACCUAGACCCUCACAGAAAGCCCCUCUGACUACAAGGGGACCAGACAGAGGCCCAGACGCUAACCCAGAAACAAAUUGUGGGGCCACAGCGGCGCAGCACGCAGGGAGGACCUGGCCUGCCUGACUUCAGCCUUGGGCCAUGGGCCAAGCCGGCCCCCUUCUCCUCCUCUUCCUUCUUACCUCCCAAGUAGGGGCAGCUAUGGACCUCACGCUGCUGGCAGACCUGCGCCUCACAGACCCCCAACGCUUUUUUCUGACCUGUGUGUCCGGAGAUCCUGGGGCAGGGCGGGGCCUAGAUGUCUGGGACCCUCCACUGCUUCUGGAAAAGGACGACCGCAUCGUUCGGGCUUUCCCACCUCGCCAACCCUUUCAUUCUACAAGAAAUGGAUCUCGUCACAUCACCCUUCGGGGCUUCUCCCAGCCCUCCGACCUUGUUGGCGUGUUUUCCUGCAUCGGUGGAACUGGCGCCCGGCAUACACGUGUGAUCUACGUACACAAUAGUCCUGGGGCCCACCUGCUCCCUGACAAGGUGACUCACACCGUGAACGUUGGUGACACAGCUCUGCUGUCUGCUCGAAUCCUCACAGAAAAGCAAGAAGAUGUGAUCUGGAAAAGUAACGGCUCCUACUUCUCUAUCCUAGAUUGGCAUGAGGCCAAGGAUGGGCGCUUCACGAUGGAGCUAACAAACCUGAGGGCCUCUGACGGGGGCAUCUACAGUGCCACCUACCUGCAGGGCAACCCCCUGGCCAGUGCCUUCUUCAGGGUCAUCGUCCGAGGUUGCAGUGCAGGGCGAUGGGGGCCAGAUUGUGCCAAGGACUGUCCCGGCUGCCUGCAUGGUGGCAUUUGCCAUGACCAGAAUGGCGAGUGUGUGUGCCCCCCUGGAUUCACGGGCACCCGCUGCGAGCAGGCCUGCAGAGAGGGCCGAUUUGGGCAAGGCUGCCAGCAGCAGUGUCCAGGUGCAUCCGGCUGCCGGGGCCUCACCUUCUGCCUCCCAGACCCCUACGGCUGUUCCUGCGGGGCCGGCUGGGGUGGCAGCCAGUGUGAAGAAGCCUGUGCCCCUGGCUGGUUUGGGGCCUCCUGUUACCUGCAGUGUCAAUGCCAGAAUGGAGGUACCUGUGACCGCUUCAGUGGCUGUGUCUGCCCCUCAGGGUGGCAUGGGGAACACUGCGAGAAAUCAGACCGAAUCCCAGAGAUCGUCAACAUGGCUUCCGAGCUGGACUUCAAUGUGGGAGCCAUGCCCAUGGUCAGCUGUGCAGCCACAGGGAACCCACCCCCGGUACGGGGCAGCAUGGAGCUACGGAGACCCGAUGGCACUGUCUUUAUGCCGUCAAAGGCCAUCAUGGAAAUAGACAAGACCACUUCAGAGUUCCAGGUACCACCUGUGAGCAUUACGGACAGUGGCCUCUGGGAGUGUCGAGUGUCCACAUCUGGUGGCCAGGACAGCAGGCACUUCAGGGUUAACAUCAAAGUUCCUCCAGUGCCCAUGGCCCCACCCAAGCUCCUGGCUCGCCUCAGUCGCCAACUGGUGGUCUCCCCACUGGUGCCGUUCUCAGGGGAUGGGCCCAUCUCAUCAGUGCGCCUACGCUACCGGCCUCAGGACAGCUCUGCGGCCUGGUCCACAAUUGUGGUGGACCCCAGUGAGAACGUGACCCUGAUGAACCUCCGGCCUCAGACGGGGUACAGUGUCCUGGCUCAGUUGAGCCGCCCAGGAGAGGGCGGUGAGGGAGCCUGGGGACCACCCUCCAUCAUGGCCACCGACUGCCUUGAGCCCACGCUGCGGCCCUGGCUGGAGGACUGGCAUGUGGAGGCCCCAGACCGGCUUCAAGUGACCUGGUCCUUACCUGUUGUGCCUGGUCCCCUGGUGGGAGAUGGAUUCCUCUUACGCCUAUGGGACCCAGCACUGGGUCAGGAGCUACGCAGGAAUGUCACGUCCCCCCAGGCUCGCACCGCUAAGCUGAACGGCCUCGUGCCCGGCACCUUCUACCAGCUGGAAGUGCGGCUCUAUCACUGCACACGCCUGGGCCCCGCCUCCCAACCAACACGCGUGCUCCUGCCCCCCACUGGUCCCCCAGCUCCGAGGCUGCUCCGAGCCGAGACACUGUCAGACUCCGAAAUUCGGCUGAGCUGGCAGCGCCCAGAGGCUCCGGCUGGAGCCAUUGCCAAGUAUAUAGUGGAGCUGCAGGCUGUCGGGGGCUCCGGGGAGCCCCUGUGGGUAGACACGGAAGGAGCCGAGGAGAGCACCAUCAUCCAGAGCCUCAACGCCAGCACCUGCUACCAUUUCCGGGUGCGAGCCAGCGCUCAGGGCCCUGGAGAUUGGAGCGAAGUAGUAGAGGGGACAACAACGGGCAACGGGUCAGACAUUCGAGGCCCGGCUCAGCAGAGCCGAACGGCGAGCCCCGGCCUGGACCGGCAGCUCGUGCUGGCCGUUGUGGGCUCCGUGUCAGCCACAUGUCUCACCAUUCUGGCUGCCCUGCUGGCCCUCGUCUGUAUCCGCAAGAGCUGCCUCCAUCGAAGACGGACCUUCACCUACCAGUCAGGCUCGGGAGAAGAGACCGUCCUGCAAUUCAGCUCUGGGACCCUGACCUUGACCCGCCGUCCAAAACCACAGCCAGAACCUUUGAGCUACCCUGUGCUAGAGUGGGAGGACAUCACCUUUGAGGACCUCAUCGGGGAGGGCAACUUCGGGCAGGUCCUUCGAGCCAUGAUCAAGAAGGACGGACUCCAGAUGAAUGCAGCUGUCAAGAUGCUCAAAGAGUUUGCCUCAGAGAAUGACCACCGUGACUUUGCCGGAGAACUGGAAGUGCUGUGUAAGCUCGGACACCACCCAAAUAUUAUCAACCUGCUGGGAGCCUGUGAGAACCGAGGGUACCUGUACAUCGCCAUUGAAUACGCACCCUAUGGGAACCUUCUGGACUUCCUUCGAAAGAGCCGAGUGCUGGAGACUGACCCGGCCUUCGCACAUGAGCACGGCACAGCUUCCACGCUCACCUCUCAGCAGCUGCUGCGCUUUGCCAGUGACGUGUCCAAGGGCAUGCAGUACCUGAGUGAGAAGCAGUUCAUCCACAGGGAUCUGGCCGCCAGGAAUGUGCUUGUGGGAGAGAAUUUGGCCUCCAAGAUCGCCGACUUCGGCCUGUCCCGGGGGGAGGAGGUCUAUGUGAAGAAGACGAUGGGCCGGCUCCCUGUGCGCUGGAUGGCAAUCGAAUCCCUGAACUAUAGUGUCUACACCACCAAAAGUGACGUUUGGUCCUUCGGGGUUUUGCUCUGGGAGAUCGUGAGCCUUGGGGGCACCCCAUACUGUGGCAUGACCUGUGCUGAACUCUAUGAGAAGCUGCCCCAGGGCUACCGCAUGGAGCAACCUCGAAAUUGUGAUGAUGAAGUGUAUGAGCUGAUGCGCCAGUGUUGGAGGGAUCGUCCAUAUGAAAGGCCACCCUUCGCCCAGAUCUCCCUACAGCUCGGCCGCAUGUUAGAAGCCAGGAAGGCCUAUGUGAACAUGGCACUGUUCGAAAACUUCACCUAUGCAGGCAUUGAUGCCACCGCAGAGGAGGCUUGAAAGUCUAUGGUGGCUCUGUCCUCCCUGCUGGCCCUUCAGCCUCCUGCUGGACAGAGGCACACAACUCGAACUCCUUGGGCAUAGGCCCACAAAGCCCCUGGGAUCUCCGACCAAAUCAGCUUCACUCAGUGAAUCACAUUUUUGGUUUGGCAAAUAGAAGGGGCACAGAUGGUGGUGCUAGGAUCCUCAUGCCAGUCCUGGACAGCUCCUUCUGCCUUAACACCCCCCCACCCCCGCCCCAGUGUAGCU